AUGUCACUUUACGAAGAGAAGAAUUCUGUGGAAACGAAUCUACAUCAGUAUAGAUUGAGUAAAGAUCCAGAGAAAUCGAUCCACCCAAUUAUCUCGGUGAAGUCUACUAUAAGAGAGGAUGUGGAAAAUGGAGCUAUCGGUUUGGAUCUAUAUGAACAAGCUCAAGAGCUAUCGAAAGACGAAAUUGAAUCCGAAUAUUUAAAAAUUAGACGAAAGAUAGAUAGGAGGUUAUUACCGAUUUUAUGCAUCACUUAUACAUUACAAUUCUUAGAUAAAUUAUCUCUUAAUUAUGCCUCAGCUUAUUCUUUAAAGGAAGACUUGGGAUUAACUGGUCAACGGUAUUCUUGGGUGGCAGCAAUAUUUAAUUUUGGCUACCUUUUUUGGGCAUUACCAUCCAACUAUAUUAUCCAGAGAGCACCAGUGGCUAAAUAUACCGGGGUUAUGCUUUUUGUAUGGGCAAUCAUAUUAAUUGCUCAUAUAGGGUGCCAAAAUUAUGGGGGAAUGUUGGUUGUCAGGUUUAUCUUGGGCAUGUUUGAAGCCGGUAUAUCGCCAGCUUGCAUGACGAUAUGUUCAAUGUUUUAUACUAGAGAAGAACAGCCAUUCAGGAUGUGUACCUUUUUAUCUUGUAACGGGAUUGCAACUAUUGUUGGCGCAUUAUUAGGCUAUGGUUUGGGACAUUCAACAAAUGCAUCUAUUAAAUCGUGGAAAUUGAUAUUUUUGGUAAUAGGAUUGCUCAAUUUAGUAUGGUCAGUAGUAUUCAUUUGGUUAUGCCCUGAUUCACCAGCAACUGCGACGUUUAUUAACGAAAGGGAAAAGGCGAUUGUCGUUGACAAGAUUUCAAAGAAUAAUAUGGGUAUCAAAGACAAGAAAAUUAGAAGAUAUCAAAUCAUUGAAGCGGUAUCGGAUCCAGCUGUUUGGUUGAUUUCCUUUAUAGGGCUUUCAUGUGGAAUUGUCAAUGGUGGAGUUUCUAACUUUUCUUCAGCGUUAAUGAAAGGUUAUGGAUUCAGUGGACUAAAUGCAACAGCUUUACAAUUACCAACGGGGGCUAUUGAGUUUGUGGUUGUGUUCAUUGCAGGUAUCAUAGCUAUAAGUGUAAAAAAUACUAGAUGCAUAAUAUUCGUAUUACUUUGUGUACCCGGCCUUGCAGGAUUGAUCGGGAUUCAUUUAAUCAAUUUAGACCAUAAAUGGGCAUUGGUAGGAUGUACUUGGCUUCAGUUUAUUAUUGGGGGUCCAGUUAUUUUAUCGUGGAUAUUUCUAACGGGUAACAUUGGUGGUCAUACUAAGAAAACAAUUUCGAAUGGUUUUUGGUUUACGCUUUAUGCAGCGGGUAAUAUAAUCGGAGCUAACAUAUUUUAUGCCAAUGAAGCCCCCAAAUAUACAAGCGCCAUUGUUGGUUUGAUUACAUGCUAUUCAGGAAUGAUGGUAAUAGGAAUUGGGUACAGAUUUUUGCUUAUUCAUAGAAAUAAGAAGAGAACAUAUGAACAAGGUGAAUACAAUGAUGAAAUUGCCAAGCAAGCGGUCAUCGAUGGAUUUAAUGAUUUGACUGAUUUUGAGAAUCGAGGUUUUAGAUAUGCGAUAUAG
This is a messenger RNA of Debaryomyces hansenii CBS767, 1581 nucleotides long. It is a transcript of the gene DAL7, whose product is annotated as Dal7p. The record is from RefSeq and is a predicted model, not a curated record. Lineage: Eukaryota; Fungi; Ascomycota; Pichiomycetes; Serinales; Debaryomycetaceae. Bases 1 to 1581 code for a protein of 526 amino acids. Gene Ontology annotation, cellular component: membrane. The transcript has a single exon. Gene Ontology annotation, biological process: transmembrane transport. Gene Ontology annotation, molecular function: transmembrane transporter activity.